Molecule: messenger RNA, 1780 nt
Organism: Dendronephthya gigantea
Lineage: Eukaryota; Metazoa; Cnidaria; Anthozoa; Malacalcyonacea; Nephtheidae
Exons: 2
Coding region: 215-1366 (383 amino acids)
Source: RefSeq, a predicted model, not a curated record
AAAGAGCGACACUUUAGAAGCCACAGAAAAAUUUUUGGCCGAUGUUGCGCCUUAUGGUAAAGUUAAAAGGAUACGAAGCGAUAAUGGUGGUGAGUUUACGAGUCAAGAAUUUAAAUCUCUCUUACGAAAGCAGUCAAUAAGACACGAGACGAGUGCCCCGUAUUCCCCUCACCAAAAUGGAACUGCAGAAAGAGCGUGGCGAAGCCUUUUUAGCAUGGCUAGGUGCCUGCUAUUGGAGGCAAAACUACCAAAACGGUUGUGGACCUACGCUGUGAUGGCUUCGGCCUACAUAAGAAAUAGAUGCUUCAACCAACGCUUAGAGAAGACACCAUUUGAGGCGUUGACAGAUCCAUGUGUGUAUGUGCGUACAAUAGAUGAUGAACGAUGUGUGAUCGUAAUCGUUUGGGUAGACGAUAUCAUAAUCGCCUCGAGUGAUUCAAAUUCACUACAGAGCGUGAAAAAGUCUCUUAAAGAAAGGUUUAAAAUGACCGACCUAGGGAUUCUAAAAUGGUUUUUAGGCACUGAAUUUCAAUGCAGUGAAAACACAAUUAAAAUGAAUCAAACCCGGUACAUUGAAAAGAUUCUUGAGAAAUUCAAAAUGACCGAUUGUAAGCCAAAGCCGACGCCGUGUGAGUUAGGAGUAGACAAAGUUUUGGAAGUGGAAUCUCCUGAAAUGGAGGACCCCGGGCUUUAUAGAGCUAUAGUAGGUAGUCUCAUAUAUGUAAUGACUGGCACUAGGCCAGAUCUGUGUUACAUCGUGACAAAAUUGGCACAGAAAAUGUCAAAACCAACCCAGGCAGAUUUAACUAAGGCAAAGCACGUUUUGAGAUAUCUAAAAGGUACUUCAAAAUUUGGUCUAACGUUCACAAAGUCCAUUAACCCCCUCAUUCUUCAAGGUUUUUGCGAUUCAGAUUGGGGAGCAUCUAUCGCAGAUAGACGGAGUAUAACAGGAUACAACUAUCAACUAGCGCAAAAGGGACCGUUGAUAUCAUGGAAGAGUCGCAAACAGCCGACAGUGGCACUAUCCACCUGUGAAGCGGAAUAUAUUGCAUUGACAAACGCGAUGCAAGAAGCAAAAUUUCUGAAACAACUCUGCAUCGACAUGAAGGUAAGUAUACAUGAAGGUAAGGCUUUCAUAAAGAUAGAUAACCAGGGAGCGAUGAAUCUGGCGAAGAAUCCUAUUCAUCAUCAGAGAACAAAACAUAUAGACAUCAGGUACCAUUUCAUUAGGGAAGAAGUGAAGGAAGGACGAGUUAGUUUAGAGUACGUUUCAACAGAGGAAAAUAUUGCAGACAUAUUUACAAAGCCAGCCAGUAAAAUAAAAUUAGAAAAAUUUAAAGAGACCAUAUUAGGUAAGUAUACAUAGGUUCAUAACUGCGCAUAUAAUUUUAAAGCGAUGGCCCGCCCUGCUGCACGCCAUCAAAUAAAUAAUUUACUAUAGAACAUAAAGAGCAAGUGGGGGUGUUAAAGUAUGCUCUAUUAUAUUCCAAAUAUUCCAAUAUAUAUGUAUCAAUCAACUGUAAAUAGAUUUAAUUUAGAUUUAUGAGUGAUCAAAUGAUUCCAUAGAUUCCAUAGAUGCAAGUGUAGUAAAUGUUUCUUUAAUGAAAGCCAAAUAUGGUAACCAAAUGUAAAAUGAAAUGUUAUCCGCCCUAAAGAGAUUAUCAUGUAACCACUUAUAUAUAGAUGUAAUUUUCCUUGUAUACAUCAGAGUGAAUAAAACUGUGUAACCCUAAAGUUGUGCUGUGAAUAUAAAGGAGUGGCAAAUGGCUACCCAAAACUC